Molecule: messenger RNA, 3643 nt
Organism: Trichomycterus rosablanca
Lineage: Eukaryota; Metazoa; Chordata; Actinopteri; Siluriformes; Trichomycteridae
Product: NLR family CARD domain-containing protein 3-like
Exons: 12
Coding region: 248-3511 (1087 amino acids)
Biological process (GO): intracellular signal transduction
Molecular function (GO): zinc ion binding; protein binding
Source: RefSeq, a predicted model, not a curated record
AUAGAGCGCAGCAGCCUUUAUGCUUCUUUCGGGUUUUUAAAACGAAUAGCUUACAAGAUGCCUUUGUUAAUGACUGUCAAGAAAAAACAUGGAAUAGAAUCACAAUUGAAUUAAUUUGUUGGAUUUGACGCGUUAUAAGGCGCGACAUAAGAGACAGUAAAAGUGCGCUGUUGGUUUUUUUUGGCGCAAAACAAAUACAGGAACUCAGAGACAACCAGCGAUCGUAAAGUAAGUUAAUAAAAAUGAGAUGGAGAAUCCAAAGUUCAGCCCUUCCAGCUCAUCAAGUGCUGAUAAUACAACAGUUCAGCAAGUCAAAACCAAGCAACAAGGAGAGAUGUCUGACAAGGGGGUCCAGGUGGAUCAGCCAGACUCAAGUCCCAGCUCAGACACUCGGCCAAACAAAAAAAGGUCAUCCUUGGUCAGUCAAAUCUCAUUAAGGAGUGACAGCUCAAGAAUUCAACCAUUUAAUUUAAGUCCGUUCCCUGUUAGCAAACGGGUCCGGAGGGAUCAGCCAGACUCCAGUCCCAGCCCAGACACUCGGCCAAACAGAAAGAGGUCAUCCUCGGUCAGUCAAAUCUCAUUAAGGAGUGACAGCUCAAGGAUUCAACCAUUUAAUUUCAGGCCGUUCCCUGUUAGCAAACGUGAAGCGACGACAGACAGGCUGUUUGAGGAGAUUCUGAAGUGCUCUGUUUGUGCUGAUUAUCUAAAAGAUCCAGUCUCUACAUCUUGUGGACAUACUUAUUGCAGACCUUGCAUCAGCACAUACCAGGCCAAAUCAGAAUACGGAGAAAACUCAUGUCCAAAGUGUGGAAAAACAUCCGGGUCUUGUUCUGUCCUGCACCCAAACCGAAUGUUAGCAGAGUUACUAGAGAAGCUCAAGGUAACACACUCUGCUGGGAUAACAGAGUCUGGCGAGAUGGAACUAAGACUCUGUCCAAAGCAUCACGAAGCUCUGGCUAUGUUCUGUAUCACUGAUGAGACAGCCAUUUGUAAAGAGUGUGCAGUGCUGGAUCACAGAGACCAUGAAAAACAGUACAUCAAGAUCCUGACUGUACCGGACACUCUGACCACUCUGCAGAACCUGCUCAGUAACAUGACUGCCACAGAGUUUAGAGAAUUCAAAAUACAUUUAAGUAGUGAAUACCCAGAGUGCUUCGACACUUUGCAGGAUGAUUGCAGUGCUCAACAACUUGCUAAAAGAAUGAUGGGGAGUUUCUCUAAAGAUGAUGUUCUAAAAGUCACCUUUCAGUUGGCAUCAGUCAAACCAAUGUUCAGAGGUCAAGAAAAAAUCAAGAAAAAGCUGAGACAGAGGUUUCGACACAUUCACGAAGGACUUGGUGUACCAAAGACACAAGCGGUGUUGCACGAUAUUUACACAGAGCUCUACAUCACUGAGGGAGGAAGUGAUACAAACGAAAAUGAACACGAAAUCAGACUAAUUGAAAAGAUCGACAAGAAUUUUAGCACGCAAGAAACUCCUGUCAGUGUAACAGACAUUUUUAAGUCACCGUCUGAACCGAGAGAGUUCAAAACUGUUUUAACCAAGGGUGUUGCUGGCAUCGGAAAAACAGUGUCUGUUCAAAAGUUCAUCCUGGACUGGGCAGAAAACAAGGAAAAUCAACACAUUGACCUCAUACUGCCUCUAUUUUUCCGAGAUCUGAACCUUGAGAGGCAAGACUGCAGUUUAAAAGAGCUCCUGCAGAGGUAUUUUCCUGAGCUCAAAGAUAUGGAAAGCCUUGAGAAUGGCAUUAAGAUUUUGAUCAUAUUAGACGGUCUGGAUGAAUGUCGACUUCCCUUAGACUUUCAACAAGCUAAGAAGUGCUGCGAUAUAACCGAGACCACAUCCAUAGACGUGAUCGUGGCAAACCUAAUAAAUGGAAAUCUACUGCAGAAUGCCUUCCUCUGGAUUACCUCUCGCCCAGCAGCAACCAAUCAGAUCCCAUCUGAGUAUAUUCAACGGGUGACUGAAGUUCGAGGGUUCAAAAACGAUAAAAAGGAAGAAUACUUCAAGAGAAAAUAUACAAACUUGGAUUUGGCUGACACCAUCAUUAAACAUGUAAAAUCGUCUCGAAGCUUGCACACAAUGUGCCACAUACCAAUAUUUUGCUGGAUUAUGGCCACUGUACUUGAAGUGUUGUUAAAAGAGGAAGAUUUGGGUGAAAUUCCAAAAAAUCUAACUCAGUUGUACACGCAUUUUCUGCUCAUACAGAUUGGUUUGAAAAACAGAAAGUAUCAAAAAGCCAUAAAUGAAGAUCUGCGAAAACUGUCUAAAAGUGACAAAGAAAUGAUCUUACGUUUAGCUAAAUUAGCUUUUCAAGGGGUGGAAAAAAAUCAUAUAAUAUUCUACGAAGAUGACCUGAAGGAGUGUGGUAUUGACAUUGAUGACGCUGUCGAGUUCUCCUCUCUGUGCACGCAGCUCUUUAGAGAGGAGUUCGGUCUGUACACAAAGAAAGUUUUCUGCUUUUUACACCUGAGUGUUCAGGAGCAUUUGGCAGCAGUUCAUGUUCUGUGCACAUAUUUAAAUGAAGGAAUUAAUGUUCUUGCUUCACAUGCCGGCAAAAGCACAGCACAAGCCAAACCAACAGCGUUGAUGGAUGUACUCAAGAGUGCAGUUAAUAAGGCCUUAAAAAGCAAGAAUGGACACUUUGACCAGUUUCUUCGCUUUCUUCUGGGCCUUUCUACCAAGUGCAAUCAAAAACUCCUGCGAGGGAUUCUGCCUCAUUCAGGAACAGAGCUCCAUAAUAACCAGGAAAUUGUAGAAUUCAUUAAAGUUAAGAUCGGUGAGAAAAACAGAUCGGAGUCAGAGACCAUCAACCUUUUCCACUGCUUGAAUGAAAUUGAUCACAACGAUUUAGUGAAUGAUAUUCAGGAGAGUCUGCAGUCUGGAACCCUCGCUGAGAAAGAACUAAAUCCUGAGCAGUGUUCCGCCCUGGCCUUUGUGUUACUGAUUUCAGAAGACAUACUGAAUGUCUUUGACCUGAGGAAAUACAAGACCAAAGAAUCAAGUCGUCAGAGACUGCUGCCUGUCAUCAGAGCAUCGAAGAAAGCAAUACUCUCAGAUUGUAAACUCUCAGCAAAUGCAUGUGAAACCGUUGCCUCUGCACUUCGUACAGCAAAUUCCCCAGUAACAGAGCUGGACCUGAGUCACAACAACAUAGAAGAUUCAGGAGUGAGGCAUCUCUGCAAAGGGCUACAAAGCCCACACUGUCAACUUCAGAUACUGAGUCUUGCAGCCUGCAAAAUUACAACCAAGUCUUGUGGAAAUCUGGCUUCUGCACUUAAAAGCAUAGACUCCAGUCUUCAAGAGCUUGACCUCUCCGUCAACAACCUGACUGAUUCGGGGGUGAACAUGCUUGAACCAUGGCUCAAAAGUGACCAGUGUAAAGUGCAAAAACUGAGGCUAAGACAAUGCAGCCUUACAGAGAAUUACUGCAGGAGCCUUGCAGAAGAAUUGACAACAUCUAUUAAACAAAUGGAUUUAGAUUUGAAAGAAAAUGAUCUGAAGGAUUAGCAAGGAUCAACUCUGUUUUAUCUUUGCAACUUACCAUGUAUAUUUACCACCUAAGCAGUAUUAUUUUUCUUAUUUUCACUUUUACACAUUUUUGUAUGAAGCUAAAAAUCUAAUAAAAUAGAAAUUAAAAUA